AAAACAAAAAAAACCUGUUGGAUUAGACGCAAAUGUCCAAAAGGAGUGGUUGUAUUCGGAUUCUACUCCAAUUAAUCACUCUCUCUCUCUCAAGUGAGAAGACAGUAUAAUGGAGUAAUAGAUUGCUGACGGCACAGUACGGGAGCAAAAGGGAUUUGUGUUUUCCAGAGUUUUUGGUUCAUAAUUCCCGCUUCCCACAACGAUUGUGUUUUUGGGUUUUUCAUUUCUCCCGAUUCUAUAUGCACAAAAUACCCUUUUUUGGGUCUUCGACGGAUCGGAGGGUGAGUUGUUACAGGAUACCGAUUUCGCCAUUUGGACGAGAAAAUCUACUCGGUGAGUUCUUUUAUCCGUCUCUUUUCUUUAACCUCUUUUAAUUAAUCUGAGUCCCUUGGGAGUACGUGGUUUGGGACCUUUGGGGGUUGAAUUUUCAAUGAAACUGGUCUGAAGUUAUGCUUAUUUUAAAGCUUAUGGACUAGUGGAAAUCAUAGAUCCGCUGGCGGAGGAGAUGGAGAGAUAUAGAAGGUUUUGGCCGUCUAAAAAUAUUCGUGGUCCAAGGUUUUAAGUACGUCAACUAUUGGUUAAAGUAGACAAAUCCUCUGGUUCUCUACUCUCACUCACAGCUGUAGCAUAUCCAACAGCCAUGGCCAAAGCUUCAAGAUUUAUGAUUAUCACCUUCAUCUUCACUCUGCUACUUAAUUCAACUCACCAGUACCACCCACUAGACCCUCUCACUCCAUCAGAGCUCUAUCAAAUCAAGACCAUAGUCAAAGGGUCCAACCUCAGCCCUGGACAUAACUUGACCUUUCACUAUGUUGGCUUAGAUGAACCAGACAAACCAACCAUCCUAUCAUGGCUAUCAGACAAAACCAGAGAAAACCUAUCUCGUAGAGCCUUUGUCAUCGCCCGUGCCAAUCAAGAAACUCAUGAAAUAGUUCUGGAUUUAUCGACGAAUUCAAUUAUACUUGAUCAAGUCUAUGGUGGAAAUGGCUACCCGUUGCUCAACUUUGAAGAACAGAUAGCUGCAAACAAGUUGGCAACGACAUAUGCACCGUUUAUAGCCUCAAUUGACAAGAGGGGGCUGAAGGUGGAAGAAGUGGUAUGUGGGAGUUUCACUAUUGGGUGGUAUGGAGAGGAGGAGAGGACCAAUAGGGUUGUAAGAGUUAUGUGUUAUUAUUUGGACGGGACUGUGAAUUUGUACAUGAGACCUAUCGAGGGAAUUACAGUAACCGUUGAUCUUGAUACGAUGGAGAUCGUGAGGUAUCAUGACAGGCUGGUGAUUCCAGUGCCAAAGGCCGAGGGAACGGAUUAUAGAGAAUCAGAGCAGAAGCCACCAUUUGUUCCUUAUGCAAAGGGUAUAACAGUGGUGCAACCAGAAGGUCCAAGUUUCGGCAUUGAUGGAAACACAAUAAGGUGGGCUAAUUGGAUGUUUCAUCUAGGUUUUGACAUGAGAGUAGGUGCAGUAAUAUCCUUAGCAUCAAUCUAUGACCUUGACAAGGAUGAGUAUCGUCAAGUAUUGUACAGAGGAUUUGUAUCAGAGCUCUUUGUGCCAUAUAUGGAUCUAACUGAAGAGUGGUACUAUAGGACCUUUUUUGAUGCAGGCGAAUAUGGGUUCGGCCUAUGUGCAUCGCCACUUGAACCAUUGAGGGAUUGUCCAGCAAAUGCAGUUUUCAUGGAUGGGUACUUCACGGGGCAAGAUGGUACCCCGGGAAUGAUACCGAAUGUAUUUUGUAUUUUUGAACGACAUGCCGGAGAUGUCAUAUGGAGGCAUACCGAAGCUAUGAUUCCAGGGAAAGUGGUAAGAGAGGUUAGACCCGAAGUGAGCCUCGUGGUUAGGAUGGUAUCAACGGCUGGUAACUAUGACUACAUACUUGAUUGGGAAUUCAAGCAAACUGGCACCAUCAAAGUCAUGGUUGGGCUAACUGGGUUGCUAGAAGUGAGGGGAUCAGUAUACACCCACACAGACCAGAUACAUGAGGAAGUCUACGGUACGUUGUUAGCGGAGAACACCCUUGGUGCAUACCAUGAUCACUUCCUCAGCUACCACCUUGAUCUCGACGUGGACGGUGAUGCCAACUCCUUUAUCAAGUCCACACUGCAAACCACAAGGGUGAGUAACAACAGAUCUCCAAGGAAGAGUUAUUGGACUGUUGCGAGUGACACGGCUCAAACAGAAGCGGAUGCAAGGAUUCAGCUUGGCUCGAAGCCAACCGAGUUGUUAGUGGUGAAUCCCAACAAGAAGACCACGGUGGGUAACCCCGUUGGCUAUCGUCUGAUACCUGGGUCCGUGGUGGGCUCCAUUUUAACAGACGAUGACUACGCUGAAAUUCGAGGCUCCUUUGCAAAGCACCAUGUGUGGGUUACACCGUAUAACAAGUCUGAGAAAUGGGCUGGAGGUCUAUAUGCUGAUCAGAGCAGAGGAGAUGACAAUUUAGAAGCUUGGAGCCUCAGGAACAGGGAAAUAGAGAAUAAGGACAUUGUGGUAUGGUACACCUUAGGCUUUCAUCAUGUCCCUUAUCAAGAAGACUUUCCACUCAUGCCAACAAUAAGUAGCGGUUUUGAGCUGCGACCGGCCAAUUUCUUUGAGCACAAUCCUGUUCUCAAAAUAAAGCCUCCUAUAGAUGUCAAGUGGCCAAAUUGCUCCACACCAGUAAUGAUUUGAUCUACUUGAUUUUGCUGUCUUGUGUGCUACACACCAUUAUGUGACCAGAAAGAAUCAGAAAGAAAUGCAAACAAAAACUACUUGUGCUAAUGGCAAAGUGCUAUUUAUGGAAAACUGCGAAGUGGCCAUGAAAAAUUUGAGUGAAAA
Messenger RNA from Rhododendron vialii, 2806 nucleotides. RefSeq names its product amine oxidase [copper-containing] alpha 3, peroxisomal-like. The record is from RefSeq and is a predicted model, not a curated record. Gene Ontology annotation, molecular function: copper ion binding; primary methylamine oxidase activity; quinone binding. Lineage: Eukaryota; Viridiplantae; Streptophyta; Magnoliopsida; Ericales; Ericaceae. Gene Ontology annotation, biological process: amine metabolic process. The transcript has 5 exons. The coding region runs from base 641 to 2659 and encodes 672 amino acids.